Messenger RNA from Rotaria sordida, 1329 nucleotides. Lineage: Eukaryota; Metazoa; Rotifera; Eurotatoria; Philodinida; Philodinidae. The record is from the annotation of a GenBank genome assembly.
AUGAACACAACAAAUAUUAGUAAUAAUUCUUCAUUUUCAUAUGAUGAAAUUUUUACACAUACACUUGACAUUAUACAAGGUUCAAUUUAUAUACCUAUAUUUUGUGCUGGAAUAGGCAAUAAUAUUUUAACUAUUUUAAUUAUUUCACUUAAUCAAGAUAUGAGAACAGUAACUAAUUGUUAUUUACUUAAUUUAGCUAUAAGUGAUACAUUGCCAUUAAUUGUUAGUUUACCAUUUGAAAUUUCGUUUUUACCAAUUAAAGUUCCUUGGGGACAUCUUGGCUGUCGAAUUCGUGCUCUUCUUGCCGAAACUUCAACAAAUGCAUCGAUAUUAACUAUAAGUGCUUUUACAAUUGAACGUUAUUUAGCUGUAUGUGGUCCUUUUCGUAUAUCAUCUUUAUCGACUAUACAACGUGCAAUUAAAGUUCAAAUAUUUAUUUGGUUUAUUGCUAUACUUUCAUCUACACCUUAUUUUUAUUUUACAAAAAAUAUUGAUUAUCAAUGUUUAUUCGAUCAAAAUUUUCAAUUAUUUGUUACUAUAUGUAUACAUAUAUCAGCAACUUGUUUUUUUCUUUUACCAGUAUUUAUACUUUGUCUUUUAUAUGCUUUAAUGGCACAACGAUUAUAUAAUAUUGGUUUACUUCAUGAAGUACAUCGUUCAAAAAAUGAAAAAUCUAAUUCAAAUUCUUCACCAAUGAAUAUACAACUUAAUGAAAGUAUCGAUCAUCGUUUAGAAAACCGACAAUUUCGAUCGACUCAUUAUUCAUUACCACGUACUUUAAUGUUUACAAGACAAUCGACAUGUCGUAAUGGAAAUAUUUCUUCACCUGGUUUAUUAUUACAUAUACAAGCAAUGAAAAAAUCAGCUUUUAAAAUGCUUUUUGCCGUAGUCAUUGCUUUUAUUAUAUGCUAUGCUCCAUUUCAUGCACAACGUUUAAUAACAAGUCGUUUAAAUGAUUCUCAUUUAUCAUUAACUCAACGACGUGCAAUAACUAUAUUUUAUUUUAUUAGUGGAAUUUUUUAUUAUAUUGGUUCAACUGUAAAUCCAAUAUUUUAUCAUUUAUUUUCUCGUAAAUAUCGUUUAGCAUGUCAUCGUACAAUGAAAAGAAUUAUUCAUUGUAAACAACGGCGUAAUGAUCGUCAUAAUAAUGGAAAUUUUCAGAAACCAAAUAAAAUUUUAUUAUUAAAACAUUAUUCAAGUCCGCCUCGAACAACAAGAAAAAUACCAAAUGCAACACCAAUUAUAUAUCGAUCACCCAAUAUAAUAAAUAAUAGAAAAAUUUUAAUACGUUUAUCAUUACCUCAAUCUAUUCCCGAACGAUUUCCUUAA